AUGCUGCUGAAGAAAUACGGAUUGGAAGCUCAGGUGGCCAAGAACGGCGAGAAGGAGAUGGUGCUCAACUGCUUCGACCUCCUGCUCAUGGAGAAGGAAAUGCCUGUCAAGGAUGGCGUCAAUGCAACUUGGGAGUUGCGGGAAAUGGGCUUGAAAAGCAUGAUAGUUGGCGUAACUUCACACGGGCCAGGUGAGGUGAGGGAUGAGUUUAUGGUGGCGGGGCUAGAUGAGUGCCUGAUGAAGCCGCUGGGUUCAGAUGUUGUUUUGCGCCUGAUUAACCAACUGGUUGCCUAA
Ipomoea triloba (trilobed morning glory) is the source of this 294-nucleotide messenger RNA. Its product is annotated as two-component response regulator ARR22-like. Gene Ontology annotation, biological process: phosphorelay signal transduction system. The coding region runs from base 1 to 294 and encodes 97 amino acids. The transcript has 2 exons. NCBI's taxonomy places the organism in Eukaryota, Viridiplantae, Streptophyta, Magnoliopsida, Solanales, Convolvulaceae. The record is from RefSeq and is a predicted model, not a curated record.